This is a messenger RNA of Plasmodium cynomolgi strain B, 219 nucleotides long. RefSeq lists its product as hypothetical. The transcript is spliced from 2 exons. The record is from RefSeq and is a predicted model, not a curated record. Bases 1 to 219 code for a protein of 72 amino acids. NCBI's taxonomy places the organism in Eukaryota, Apicomplexa, Aconoidasida, Haemosporida, Plasmodiidae.
AUGGUUAUAUACUUUAUGUAUACAAUCACAAAUGGAUACCAUAGGACAUUACGUCCUAGUGAAAUAAAUAAAAUUGUAGAUUUUAAUUCAUCACACGAAUUAAUAUAUAUAAGCAAUGCCGUACUUACAUAUAUUUCUCACUCGCUGCGAAUAAUCGGGCAUCCUUUAAAAGAGAUGGAUGUUCGCAAUGAACUCUCUAAUUAUCUGAUGGGGAAUUAG